UAACAAGAUGCCUAUAAAAUCCAAUUUCCACAUGGAAUUUCCAACUAGGAAAAUUGAGGGGACUUGGUGAGCGAAAAUGGAGGGAAGGAGAGUGGUAGUCUCAGCUCUGCAAUUCGCUUGCUCCGACGAUGUUUCCACCAAUGUUAACACUGCCGAAAGGCUGGUAAGAGCUGCUCAUGGGAAGGGAGCAAACAUCAUUCUUAUUCAGGAACUGUUUGAAGGUUACUACUUUUGUCAAGCACAAAGGGAAGAUUUCUUUCAGCGAGCUAAGCCUCAUGAGGGCCACCCUACAAUAUUAAGGAUGCAAAAACUCGCAAAAGAGUUGGGGGUAGUGAUACCAGUUAGCUUCUUUGAAGAAGCAAACAAUGCCCAUUACAAUUCAGUAGCCAUAAUUGAUGCUGAUGGCACGGAUCUUGGACUCUACAGAAAGUCCCAUAUUCCAGAUGGACCAGGUUACCAGGAGAAGUUUUACUUUAAUUCAGGAGACACUGGCUUUAAGGUUUUUCAAACUAAAUUUGCAAAAAUUGGAGUUGCAAUUUGCUGGGAUCAGUGGUUUCCAGAGGCAGCCCGAGCUAUGGUUCUCCAGGGUGCAGAAAUAUUAUUUUAUCCUACUGCUAUUGGAUCUGAACCUCAAGAUACAGGACUUGAUUCUCGUGAUCACUGGACGCGAGUGAUGCAAGGGCAUGCUGGGGCCAAUUUGGUACCUCUAGUUGCUUCAAACCGCAUUGGGAAGGAGAUCAUCAAGACUGAGCAUGGAAACAGUGAGAUCACAUUCUAUGGCAACUCUUUUAUAGCAGGACCCACUGGAGAAAUUGUUGCGUCUGCUGAUGAUAAAGACGAAGCUGUUCUUGUAGCCCAAUUUGAUCUUGACAAGAUCAAAUCCAAGAGACAUAGUUGGGGAGUAUUUCGUGAUCGGCGUCCAGAUUUAUACAAGGUACUUCUGACAUUAGAUGGCAGCAAUCCCAAACUUUGAUCUUACAUAUCUUAUCCUAUCAGUAUCUUUUUGUUGUGUUGCUGAAUAGAAUUACUUCUACAACACUUCCUAUUCUCAUGGGAAAUAGGAAACAUAGCAUGUUGAUUGUGUUUGUGUCAAAUGCUACGUGUAGCAUUUUAAACAUAUGCCUGCUUUUGGACCGUCCAAUAUCAAAUUUUUGUUUCCAGUAAUAGAUCAAUAUGUGGUGAUCCAAAAUAUCAAUCAUUCAUGUUACCCUUUUGAUAUCUCAGCUAUUACUUUGUUGACUCUUGGACCUUGUUCUUCUGCUGGCAUGGUAUUUAUUAAAUAUAUGAGGUGUUUUAUUACAGUA
Camellia sinensis is the source of this 1304-nucleotide messenger RNA. Lineage: Eukaryota; Viridiplantae; Streptophyta; Magnoliopsida; Ericales; Theaceae. The record is from RefSeq and is a predicted model, not a curated record.